UGUCACUACAUGCAACAGAUCACCCUUCGACAACAGACGCAUACAGAUGAACAAUCAAACUUAUCGUUAUUAACUCAAAGUUGUGUCAGGAAUAAUGCACGCGCAUGUGACCACCGGCUGGGAUUUACUAAUGCAUCGACAAAGAGAUGAGAGUUUAGCAAGAGAUUCGUUUUUAGACAAACAUUUGAGCUAUUUUUAAAUGUUAGCUUUUAAUACGCCGACAGUUUCUCGUGUUUUUGUGUUUACUAUCGUGCCAGUGCCCGUACAACACGAGGAACAGCGCCAGCAGCAACCUGUAGACAGAGAAAGAAAAAACCGAGGAGUUUCUCCGGUAACAGGUGGUUCUUCGCGCCUCUCACGGUCAUGUUGACGGCGGAAACUCUCUACAGUUGUGCGACUUUUAUAACUGACAGCAGCUGCGCAGGUUUAGAAAGCCAAAAGAGUCACUAGAUAAAAGCCUCUCCAUCGAAAUCUAUGAUCAGCUCGGUGUGUGUUUCGUCGUACCGCGGGCGCAAGUCAGGCAACAAACCUCCUUCUAAAUCAUGUCUGAAGGAAGAGAUGGCCAGAUGCGAAGAUUCGGACAAAAUCAUCAUCAACGUCGGCGGAACGCGCCACGAAACCUACAGGAGCACCCUGAGGACCAUACCGGGCUCCAGACUCGCCUGGCUCGCGGACACGGACAGCCAGGUGAACCCAGACGCAGACACGGGCCAGGCGCACCCGAACAGCGAGUUCUUUUUUGACCGACACCCGGGAAUAUUCGCCUAUGUACUGAACUACUACAGAACUGGCAAGCUUCACUGCCCGGCGGACGUGUGCGGCCCUCUGUUCGAGGAGGAGUUGGCGUUUUGGGGCAUCGACGAGACGGACGUGGAGCCCUGCUGCUGGAUGACCUACCGCCAGCACAGGGACGCAGAGGAGGCGCUGGACAUAUUCGAGCCGCCGGAUCCGGAGGACGCGGAGGAUGACCAGGACAUGCCUAGACGCUUCGGCAUUGAGGACAGCCCUAACCGCUCAAGGGGAUGCUGUGAAGUUUGGCAACCAAAAAUAUGGGCGCUCUUUGAAGAUCCCUAUUCUUCGCGUGCUGCCAGGGUAAUUGCCUUCGUCUCUCUCUUUUUCAUCCUGGUGUCCAUCACUAACUUCUGCCUAGAGACCCACGAGGCCUUUUUUGAGUUUCACAAUCACACCGAUACAAAAUCUGCUACCAACAGCACCACCAUCAUCCAGGUUAUGGAUACCAAACCGGUGCUCACGGUGGUGGAGGGAAUCUGCGUGGUGUGGUUUACCUUCGAGUUCCUGGUCCGCAUCAUAUGUUGCCCAAACAAGCUCCUGUUCAUUAAGAACCAGCUGAACAUCAUAGACUUUGUUGCCAUUCUGCCCUUCUAUCUGGAGAGGAGUUUGAUUGGAAACACCUCCAAAGCUGCCAAGGAUGUCCUGGGGUUUCUGCGCGUGGUCCGUUUUGUCCGCAUCCUACGGAUCUUUAAGCUCACGCGGCACUUUGUGGGUCUCAGGGUUCUCGGGCACACCCUGAGAGCGAGCGUCAAUGAGUUUUGCCUGCUCAUCAUCUUUCUUGCUCUCGGGGUACUCAUCUUCGCCACCAUGAUCUACUACGCCGAGCGUAUCAGCGCAGAUCCGGAUGAUCCUAGUGGCUGCAACCACACGCAUUUUAAGAACAUUCCCAUCGGCUUCUGGUGGGCAGUGGUCACCAUGACGACACUAGGUUAUGGGGACAUGGUUCCUAAGACGUGGCUUGGCAUGAUAGUGGGUGCGUUAUGUGCUAUAGCAGGCGUGCUUACUAUCGCCAUGCCAGUGCCUGUUAUCGUUAACAAUUUUGGGAUGUACUACUCGCUGGCAAUGGCCAAGCAGAAGCUGCCCAAGAAGAAGAAGAAGCACAACCCAAACCCAGGUAUGGUGAUGGACUCUGGCUCAUUUGGGAAGUCUGAAAGCAACUCGCCACGGAACAGCACACAGAGCGACACAUGUCCCCUUGCUGCGGAGGAGAACAUCACAAGAAACCGCUCAGAUUCAAAGCAGAAUGGCGAUGCAACCGUAACUCUUUCAGAAGAGGAGGGCUGUAGUCUGACCCAACCGCUUUCUCCUGGAGAGAGGUGGACCCUCCGAUGUUCACGCAACAGAGACAAGAACAUGAAGGAUGCAACCUGCUUUCUUCUGAAUUCUGGGGACUUUUCUUGUGGAGCCGAACCCACAAUCCACACAGAGAGCUGUAAGGAUGCGCUCACUUCUCCAGCAAACUACACUCAAGCAGAAGUGACCACGCUGACCUGAGGCCGUUUGUGCUGAUAGUGACUCGUCUGAGGUUCAUUUCACCAAUCAUUCAUUUUCUCAUCAAUCAUGCAUCACCUGUCACGGUCAACAAUGCAGAACAUUUCUAGUCAAACCAUCACACUCUUCUCUUCUGUCCAUUUUCAAGCUGCCAGGCAUGUAUUUGCAUGCUAGAGUGUACUUUUGGUCAAAAAUUAACUGUAAUGUAUUUCUAUAUUUAGGGCACAUUAACUGAAGAAGUGAUGUUCUGAAAACCCCAUUAAAGGUGUAUAGAAUGCUUUAAAUGCAAUCCUAGUAACUGUCAAAACAGUGAUUUUUAGUUUUUGAAAGAACAAACCUACUCUAAUUAAGAAAACUGUGGUGUCUCUAAUUUUUCUAUCACUAAGCCAGCAACAUUUCUGUUUUUAUAUACAAGAUUCUCAAAUAAAUUGAUAAGAUUGUCUAUCCAAAGGUCUAGAUAUGCUAAUGUUUGGGGUUGGUAAGCCUUUUCAAACAUUUAUUAUGCUCAUCGAGACCUAAAAAUAGUAAUAUUGUGAAAUUUUAAUAGAAUUUUCAUUAACCGUUUUCUGUUUUAAUAUACUUCAAUUAUGUACACUACAUGACAGAAGUCUUGUCGCCUAUCCAAGAUUUCGGAACAACAAAUAAUACUCGACUUCUAGUUGAUCAUUUGGUAUCAGAGUUGGCUUAUAUGAAGCCUCUAGAUUACACUUAUUUUACCAAAAUAAAAUAUGAUCAUGCCUUGAUUUUUAAUUAUUUAAUUAGGACAGUAAGGUCUGACUUUGUUUAGACAAAAGACUUGUCACUUAACAGAAAUAAUGUACAGUAUAGAAUAUUAAGUCAUGGAGCAGUGGAAAAAGAAUUAAUAUUGUAUAUGACUCCCAUGAGCUUGGAGGACUACAUCCAUACAUCUCUGUAAUGACUCAAAUAACUUAUUAAUAAAGUCAUCUGGAAUGGCAAAGAAAGAGUUCUUGCAGGACUCCCAGAGUUCAUCAAGAUUCUUUGGAUUCAUCUUCAAUGCCUCCUCCUUUAUCUUACCCCAGACAUGCUUAAUAAUGUUCAGACCUGGUGACUGGGCUGGCCAAUCCUGGAGCACCUUGGCCUUCUUUGCUUUAAGGAAUUUUGAUGUGGAGGCUGAAGUAUAAGAAGGAGCGCUAUCCUGCUGAAGUAUUUGUCCUCUUCUGUGACGUAAUGGGCUGCACAAAUGUCUUGAUACCUCAGGCUGUUAAUGUUGCCAUCCAUUCUUCAGAUCUCUCGCACACCCCUAUACUGAAUGCAACCCCAACCCAUGAUUUUUCCUUCAUCAAACUUGACUGAUUUCUAUGAGAAUCUUGGGUCCAAGCAGGUUCCAAUAGGUCUUCUGCAGUAUUUGUGAUUGUGAUGCAGUUCAACAGAUGAUUCAUCAGAAAAAUCGACCUUCUGACGCUUUUCCAAAUGAUCAACUAGAAGUCAAGUUAUUAUUUGUUGCUCUUACAACUGGGAUCGAUGACAAGAGUUAAGUCAGGUAGUGUACCAACAUCAGUAAUCACAACAUGAUUCAGAAAUUAUUCUAAUAGGUUGAUUUGCUGCUCAAGAAACAUGUAUUAAUUACAUCAAUGUUAAAAAAAUGUUGUGCUGCUUAAUAUUUUUAUGAAAACAUUGAUACAUUUUUUCAGGAUUCUUUUAGAAAUACAUAGUUUAUUUGGAAUAUUAUUCAUUCGUAAACAUUUAAAUGUUUAUUUUUCUGUCUCAUCUGAUCAUCUAAACAUGAAUUAUUGAUCAAUACACCUAUCAAUUUUUUGUUUCCAACAAAAGAAAGAAAUCCUGCUGACCCCAAACUAUUGAAGAGCUUUGCAGAUAAAGAUCUAUAAAACAUUUCUCCCCCCAGCUUGACUUUAUUUGGACAAACGCAGAAAGCAGUCUGUGCCUGUACAGUAUCUUUCCAGAGAUCACAGGCCAACUAUCACAACUGAAGAAAUGGCCUGUUUAUCAUUUUACAAAGAACGCAUGAGCAACAAUCUUCAAAAAAAAGUUUCACCAAAGUAUUUUAAUUUAAAAGGGAAAUAAAUCAAACAAGUACAUAAAUAUUCACCAAAGAGCACAGUGGCAGCUGCAUGCUUUUCCAACCAUUGUUUUCUGUUAUGCAAAUUACACCAAGUCCUGCAUCUGACAUCAUCAGCCAUUAAAAUCCAUAACAUCGCUGGUUGAGAUGGGACCAAAUUGAGAAAGCUUUCUAUGUGUGUCAGUUAACUGUAUUCUAACCUUCUUUUGCGAGUACUUGCUGUAUAGCCUGUCCAAGUUGUGCCUACUGUCUUGUAAUACUACUAAUUCUAAAUAACAACACUUGUUAAGAGAGGCUGAUAUUGUUGAGAGGUCAAUCAUGUUUGCACAGACAAAAAAAAAUCUUUUUUGUGUGAGACUUUUUCUGGUAUGUUGUCUGCCAUAGUUGCCUUAUGUUUCAUACCAGUGCAACGCCAUGCUCUUUAGACCAGAACAUGCAUCAUGUAAAUAUCAAUACUACUGUAUGUAGCGGAGUAUCACUACUGUAUCUAGCAAGACGAUGCAUUCACUGUCUAGUUAUACAGAUCGUUUUCAUAAUGGUUCAACAGUAUUUGCCUUUAGCCAGUAAUCGUGACUUUGUCUGUGUGUUUCAGGGGUGAUGUAACAUACUAAAUAAAGAGGCUUCUAUACCAAA
This is a messenger RNA of Danio aesculapii, 4954 nucleotides long. RefSeq names its product potassium voltage-gated channel, Shaw-related subfamily, member 4 (gene kcnc4). The transcript is spliced from 4 exons. Lineage: Eukaryota; Metazoa; Chordata; Actinopteri; Cypriniformes; Danionidae. Gene Ontology annotation, cellular component: dendrite membrane; neuronal cell body membrane; axon. The coding region runs from base 475 to 2286 and encodes 603 amino acids. Gene Ontology annotation, molecular function: delayed rectifier potassium channel activity; protein binding. Gene Ontology annotation, biological process: potassium ion transmembrane transport; protein homooligomerization. The record is from RefSeq and is a predicted model, not a curated record.